Molecule: messenger RNA, 1809 nt
Organism: Zingiber officinale
Lineage: Eukaryota; Viridiplantae; Streptophyta; Magnoliopsida; Zingiberales; Zingiberaceae
Product: renalase-like
Exons: 8
Coding region: 91-1602 (503 amino acids)
Source: RefSeq, a predicted model, not a curated record
GUCAUAUCGUUCUCGACGGUAGCUUUCGAAGUUCGGUUCCACCGAUUUCUCACUCCUCAAUCCAAUCUUCUUCCUUCCAAAGGCUUGCGAAUGUACUCAGCUGGUUUCUUGAGCUCCUCUCUGGUUUUCCAACCGAUUAGACCUUUCAAACCCUUCCUCCUACGAUGCCCUACCCUAGCGCGGCCAAGCAUACCGCUCUGCUCGGCGGAACCGGAACCGCCAAGGAGGAGCAGCGGAAGUGGCAGUGGCAGAGGGAGAGCGAAUCCCCCUAUGGACAGCGGCGCAGAGGCACCUGGGGGGAGAGGUGCGAGAAGGCACUCGCAUCGGACCUCGAGGAGGUCCUCCAUCAAGAAGAGCCUCGCGCAGGAGCAGGUCGUGUUCACGACGCCCGUGGCGGAGGAUCCCGUUGUGGCCAUCAUCGGCGGCGGGGUCUCGGGGCUCGUCUGCGCCUUGACGCUUGAGGAGAGAGGGAUUAGAUCGACGGUCUUCGAUACGGGGGUGCAUGGGUUAGGUGGAAGGAUGGCAACAAGGAUUAUCAGUCCCAAGCCAUUGGUUUUUGAUCAUGCAGCUCAAUUCUUUACUGUAAGUGAUUCUAGAUUCCGGAAACUAGUUGAUGGUUGGUUGGAGAAAGGUUUGAUUCAGGAAUGGAAAGGACUGUUAGUAGAACUUGAAGCUGGUGGACAUUGUGUUCCUGUACCCUAUACAACUAAAAGAUAUGUAGGAACUAAUGGAAUGCGUCCACUGAUGGAUUCAAUCAUAUGUCAGAGUAAAUUGGUCAAUAUUGUGAGGCCUUGUUGGGUAAGCAAGCUAGAGCCAUUUAAUGGAACGUGGCGAUUGACUGAGAGAGAUGAAUACCAUGGCCAGUUUGAUGCAAUUGUAAUUGCACAUAAUGGAAAAUGUGCAAAUCGUUUGCUUUCAUCAUCAGGCUUACCUUUGCUUACUAAACAGAUGAAGACUCUAGAACUAAGUUCCAUUUGGGCUCUUCUUGCUGCAUUUGAUGAUCCUCUUCCAAUCCCAACAAUUGGGGCUUUUAGAUCUUUUGAUGGAGCUUUUGUAAAAGGUGUUAAUUCCCUUUCAUGGAUGGGCAACAACACUAGCAAGCUCUUCCCACUAGAAAGUGGCAAGCCUCAUUGUUGGACCUUUUUCAGCACUGCUGCCUAUGGGAAGCAAAAUAAAGUUCCACAGGAAAACAUACCUAAUGCAACAGCAGAGAGAGUGACAAAUGAGAUGCUUGAAGGUGUAGAAUCAGCCCUUGGAUUAUCUAAAGGAUCACUCGAGAAGCCCUUUUACACUAGAGUUCAAUUAUGGGGUGCAGCCCUUCCAACAAAUACUCCUGCAGUUGCUUGUAUCUUCGACCCUAGAGGGCGUGCAGGAAUUUGUGGUGACUGGCUACUCGGUUCAAGUGUGGAAGCUGCAGCCUUAAGUGGAAUGGCUCUUGCUCAUCAUAUGGCUGAUUAUUUCAAAAGUGGAGGAACACGGUCCGAUGAAUUUGCUAUCGGAUUGAACAGUACAUUUCAGGCAAUUGCGGGUCAUGAUAUCGGUCAGUUUCCUGGUCUUGAAUAUGAAAAACAAGUUGAACCGCAGGCAUGCACAGCCUUGUAGAGUUCCAAUAGACAACCAUUCGUAACAAGAAGCUCCAGAACAUGAUUUCUAAUCCCACUGAAAUUUUCUUAGGAAAUGUUUGUCCUUGUUAUGUUUGAAUUGUUUGAUUUCUAGGCUAACAUUUCAGAGACUAUACAUUGUUUGAUUUUGCUUAGGGUUAAUUUUGGUUUUAUUUUUUAUAUAAAAAUUAAGAUGUUUGUUAUUGAA